AUGAUUUCAUGCGGCUCAUCCUUGCAUUGGGAAGAUGGAAGAUCUGCAACGUUCCAUUGCUCCUUCUUAUCUUACGUAACCUUUGACGUCACUGCUUUGGGAACCAAAGGAUGUCUCCGUCUUCACGAUUUCACUCUUCCGUUUGAGGAGAAUUUCGGUUAUGGAACCUUCUGUGAGGCUUCGGAGAUGGAUUAUGGGAAGAUUCAAGCGGGAAGGUGGUGCCCUAAGCCUAAUGAGCAUGUUGUGGAGACUGAGGUUCCUCAAGAGGUUUUGAUGGUUAAAAAAUUUGCUGAGUUGGUUUAUAAUAUUAAGUUUUGUGGAGAGAAGCCUCUCAAAGAAUGGAGUGUUGUGAAUAGAAAGACUCAAAUUGUGUUGAAUGCAGUGAAAGAAUCUAUUCAGAGAAAUUAUCAGCUUGUCGAUAUUAAAUAA
Arachis ipaensis is the source of this 429-nucleotide messenger RNA. The record is from RefSeq and is a predicted model, not a curated record. Lineage: Eukaryota; Viridiplantae; Streptophyta; Magnoliopsida; Fabales; Fabaceae.